UCUCCGCUCGUACGCACGGCACAACCCACAGGAACGACACACUCUAUCAGUACCCACUCGCCGGCGGCGGUCAGCAAUAUGAGCAACGGCCACCGCCCACUGCCCAGUGCCCACCAUCAGACAGCUAUAUGUGCUUCUCCCCUGGUUCUCGCGCGACUUCGCUUCGCGAGGGAGGGAGCAGGAAGGGAGGAUUUGCCAUGGUCGACCAGCGGUGGCGGCGAUGGGCCAUCGGCCACCUGCGCGCGGACGUCCCCACCGUCGCCAUACUCGUCGAAGCGCACGAGUUCCCUGUCCCUCCAGCGACCGCGCGUCGUCGUCGACGGGAUCUGAGGGGCAGCGCGGCGGCCUCACGCGGGCCUCCUCUGCUGCCCCCAAUCCCCCGCGGCGACCAACUGGCGGGCCAUUCCCGGGAAAUCGCUUUCCGAUGGCAUCCCGCUGUGCCAACGGGGUACGCCUGGCCUCGCUGGUGGUGGCAGGUAGUGCCAGCACCUCACCGCACCAAGCCCAAUCUCCGGAUGCAUCUUCAGGUUCAGACGUGAACUGAAUCCGCCUUGAUUCCGCCGCACAUUCCAGACACGGCGACCCAGCACUGGCGAACACGGUAUGUUCAUAUUUUAUCCCCGAUGUCGCGAAAAAACUGUAAAGUCAGAUGACAUUGUCGCUUGCAAAUCAUUGAAGAUGAAUUACAUCAAGAACACGGUUCACUAAGUGCUGUUCCAUGACCCGAGUUGUUAGAUGCUUGAGCUAUAUUAAACAAACUUCACAGUUAAACAUAUGGAACUAAUACACAUUAUUGGUUUGAACUGUUCAAACAAUAUUAUGUGUUUGUGUGUAAGAAGCGGGUGAGGUUAAGAAUUCAAAACUGCGAGGCACAGUCCUCACUCCACAUGCACCCAACCGAAGGCAUGUUACCAGUGAAUAUUUGACUUCUUCAAUACAAUUUAUUAAUUGUGCCGCUGCCCUUUUGGCUGAUCCAAGCACCAAAUUAGGCCAACCGUCAGCGGCAUCCAAAAUAAGAAAAAUGUUUAGGGGUGUAGAAUGUGCUCAAGAUCUGUUUGUUAUUUGCUAUACUUGUAGUCUUUUAUUGUGUUGAGAGGGAGGACAUGGGCACGAGCAAGCCCGGUCCAGCAAAGGUUUGCAAAAUUGCAUAUCCAUAGGCCAUAGCACUAACAUAUGAUUCUCAAAAAGGAAAAUGGAAAAAACAGCUGUCCAUAUACAGCACAGGCAUAAUUUUGGCAAGAACUGAUUAAUUAUUGUGCUUAUGCUUAGAUUGACAAAGAACCUUUCCAAAUCCACUAGAACUGAUGCGGCAUUACAAGAUGGCACAUCGACUCGCAAUAUUUGAUCAGAAAGUUUUCUAUGUUAAGUAUUGCGUUGACAAUUCGGGCGUCACCGGCUUGUAGAUGGCAUCAUGGCAAGUUGGCAACAAUCAAAUAGCUGAUCUAGUACUCUAAUGAGUCUAGCUAGCACCACUUGCUUGAGAUUAUAUUUCUUAAGUGUAUGAUCACCCUGUCCUCCUUCCAAUUCCAUCACACUGAUAAUUGAGAUCUCGAUCUAGUGCAUUGCAAGUUCUUCGAAAUUUCCUUUUCUUUUUGAAUUAAAGUUCUUCGAAACUUAAUUCAAGUACCGGCCACGUUAGCUGGAUGUUGAACCACAAUAAUUUAUCUUGUGCUUUUGGAAGGAAAAAAGUAUCGUGUUGCCAGUUCAGGCUACAAAACAACUGCAGUCCAUGACCAACAUCUCUCUGGUGUAAGGGGACAUCUGUCAUGAGACCAACCAGCCAGCUCCUCCUGCUGCUCUUCUUGGCAUGCAUCUCGCUCCUUCCCAUCCAGGCCCCCGCUGCUGACAAGCUCCAGAAAGGCCAAAACCUCACCGACUCCAAUGGCGACACGCUCCUCUCGGCCGGUGGCUCCUUCACCCUGGGGUUCUUCUCUCCCGGCGUGUCCACUAAAAGGUACCUCGGCAUAUGGUUCUCGGUGUCCAAUGACACCGUGUACUGGGUGGCCAACCGCGACCAGCCUCUGGUCGACAAGUCCGGCAUGCUGGUGUUCAACGACGCGGCCACCCUUGUCCUGCUCGACGGUGCCCGCCGCACAGUCUGGUCUUCAGACUUCACUGGCGGCUCUUCUGCCUCGGUGGCUCAGCUUCUCGAUUCUGGCAACCUGGUCUUGCGCAACGGCAGCAGUGUCGCCUACCCGUGGCAGUCCUUCGACUACCCGUCAGACACCUUGUUGCCCGGCAUGAAGCUGGGCAAGAACUUCUGGACCGGAACAGAGUGGCAACUCACAUCGUGGCGAUCGGCCGACGACCCGUCUCCGGGGGAAUACCGCCGCACGCUAGAAACCAAGGGGUUACCGGAGCUCAUCCUGUGGCGUGGCAACGUCAAGACGCACCGCUCGGGGCCAUAUAACGGGCUUUACUUCAACGGCGUCCCAGAGGCAUCGACGUACAUGAACAUGUACCCGCUGCACGUGACGGGCCUGACGGCCAGGCCGACGGAGAUAACAUAUGGGUACACCGCCGAGCCUGGCGCACCGCUGACUCGCGUCGUUGUGAACCACACCGGCGUGGCGGAGCGACUGGUGUGGAACACCGACACAGGGGCGUGGAUCUCCUUUUUCAGCAGGGGGGCGAGGGACAUCACCUGCGAUGCCUAUGGCAAGUGCGGGGCGUUCGGCCUCUGCGACCCGGAGGCGGCAUUGUCGGGGUUCUGUGGCUGUGUGCCGGGGUUCAGGCCCAUAUCGACGUCGGCGUGGCAGAUGAAGCAAUAUGUGGGCGGGUGCCAGCGAGAUGCGGUUCUGGAAUGUCGUGCCGGGAAGACGACGGACCACUUCAAGGUGGUGCCUGGAGUGAAGCUUCCUGACACGCAGAAUGCGACGGUAGACAUUGAUGUCGCUUCGCUGGAGGAGUGCAAGGCAAGGUGCUAUGCCAACUGCUCGUGCUUGGCCUACGCCGCCGCUGAUAUCAGAGGCGGCGGCAAUCGUAGCGGCUGCGUCUUGUGGACGGAUGCCAUCGUUGAUCUUCGUCUCAUUGACAGCAAGCAGGAUCUCUAUCUGAGGUUAUCCAAAUCAGAAUUUGGUGGGCCAUCUGUAUCCCUGUUUCCUACUUGGAUUAUUAUAGGUGUAUCUGUAGCCUUGAUCAUCAUUCUGGUUCUCCUUGCUUUCUGGUUUUCCACCAGCAUAGGACAACUCAUAUUAUGGUUAUUAGAAGGACAUGCAGUUUGCCUUUGUAUUAUAAGAAAGGCCACAGCAAAUUUCUCUGGAGAAAAUGUCAUCGGCAAGGGCGGAUUUAGCGACGUCUACAUGGGGCGGCUAUUCGGUAGAGAGUUUGCUGUGAAGAAGCUGAGAAAGGAUCGUCUUACUGAUAAAGGCAAGGAAGAUUUCAAAAGGGAAGUGAAAAUGAUGUCAACGCUCGCGCAUGUCAAUCUUGCUAAGCUCCUCUACCAUUGUCGGGAAGGAAAUGAGUGGAUACUAGUCUAUGAGUACAUGGAGAACAAAAGUUUGGAUCGCUACAUUUUUGGGGAACAAAACAGGCCCCGCUCCUCAUUGAAUUGGGUGCAGAGACUGGAAAUAAUUUGUGGGGUCGCCGUUGGUGUUGAAUAUCUUCACGGCAUGAGAUUCGUUCACAGGGAUCUAAAACCUGGCAACAUACUUCUCAGCGACACGUGGAAGUCUAAGAUAGCAGACUUUACCACUGCGAAGCUGUUCAUCGAAGAGGAGACAGAUCCGACAGUAGUACUGACACCGGGGUAUGUGGCUCCAGAGUAUUCGUCCGAAAGGGCCCUGACGUACAAGUGUGAUGUAUAUAGCUUCGGAGUCGUCUUGCUGGAGAUAAUCAGAGGGAGAAGGAGAACAAGCAUGGCAACGUUCCUUCCUGAUUCCUGGGAAGCGUGGAGUCGUGAUCCCAGGGAACUACUCCUUGAUCCAGAAGUGGCUGAACCUGAAGGUGAGCUCUUGACAAGGCUAGCCAGAUGCGUUCAGAUUGGCCUUCUCUGCGUGCAGCAUUUGCCUGAGGAGAGGCCUGCAAUGUCUGAAGUUGUGGCAAUGCUAACCAGCACCAACUCACAGCUUGAUAUGCCAAUGGAACCCACAGCCAACGGGGGAGCAGGACCUAUUGCACAACUAAUUAUCGAUGACACCCCCUGACCAUCUCUUGCUCAGCAUCUCCUGCAGCAAUCACAGCGUAUGGUUUGUGAUUAUUUGGGACUGGAUCCUUUCAAUUUGAGUUCCGCAUCCUUCGUCACGGCUUCAUCGUGUUUAAGCCUAUCAGGACGAGGCAGUGUCAGUGCGAGAGAAACACGCCUAAAACUUACUAGCGGUCCUAGACUUGCGAUCCGAAAUUAGUGUUUUAUCUUUUGUACUUUUAACACUGGACAUCGCCUUUGUGUUCAAUUCCAGUGUUCAAACUAUGGCAGGAUUGUUUGAAUUUUCU
Molecule: messenger RNA, 4431 nt
Organism: Triticum aestivum (bread wheat)
Lineage: Eukaryota; Viridiplantae; Streptophyta; Magnoliopsida; Poales; Poaceae
Product: S-locus-specific glycoprotein S6-like
Exons: 7
Coding region: 1767-4145 (792 amino acids)
Biological process (GO): protein phosphorylation; recognition of pollen
Molecular function (GO): protein serine/threonine kinase activity; ATP binding
Source: RefSeq, a predicted model, not a curated record